UUACCUGCAUUGGAAUUUAAUAUUUCUUUCAUUAAUCUCUAUAAUAUUAUAGAAAUGGAUGCAAGUACCUCAGAGGAAAGAAUUACUUUAGCAUUAGCUGCAUUGAAAUCUGAUCUGAUGGAUAUGCGCAGUCAGGAUGUACAACUGAUGAAGCAAUUAAUUGCCAUCAAUACGACUAUCAGCUCCAUGUCCAGUGGAAGACGAUCUGGUUUCGCAGUCCAUAGGAGCGCAAGUUUUAGUGUAAUAAACAAACCUAAUCCAGAGCCAUUUCAAACAAGACGAUGCUCAGACAGCGCUUGCAAUACCAGGAAAGUGCUUACUAGACACAACAGUGAACCAGUUCCGUCACCUAGGGGCUCCUUAAACUCAAGCUUAGAAGAUAUCGAUAGCAGCUAUGAGGACCUUGUUGGAUCAGAAGACAGUGACAAUGAUACCCCCUCACCUUCUCCACAAAGAGCUAUGUCCUCCCGCCAUUCUCUGAGAAAAUCCUCCCUUUUCUUCAUGAGACCCCUACCGGAGGAACCCGACCUUGAUGAUAAGAAAUAUUAUGGAAUACUAAUGAAGAAUAUUAAAUUGUGGAAAUACUCACAGGAUUCUUUGGAAAGAGCAUACAGCACGGGAGAUUGACUAUCAUUUCCUGGCGCCAUUUGAUGACGUGAAACAAUGUUUUGCAGAACCCUUCUGCAUCCAAAAGAGGAAACGGUGAUAGCAACAAUUAGUGCUUUGUGCGCCUAACACGUAGUGUCGCUAAUGCAGAAGGUCAAUUAGAAGUGCCCCUGUCUCAUACAUCACAGACUAAUCUGUCUCCGAUGAUGGCACCGACUCUGAAAUCAUGUGACAAAGCUGUACAUUUCCUGCUUCGUUAUGUAAUACAGCUUGGUAAAAAAAAUCUGAACACUGGAUUAGUUCUGUUGGCUAACAUAACAACGAAAGGCAUUCCAUGGCAUAUGUGUAUAGAUAUAGAGAUGAUUGCUAGGAAGAACAAGAUGACUGAAAAGAAAUGUUAUUAUGAAUAUAUAAUGUACAAUUGGUUGAUUUUUCACCUUGUUAAUAAAAAAUUGAAGCAAUA
Messenger RNA from Saccostrea cuccullata (small rock oyster), 1069 nucleotides. RefSeq lists its product as uncharacterized. The transcript has 3 exons. The record is from RefSeq and is a predicted model, not a curated record. Bases 55 to 627 code for a protein of 190 amino acids. NCBI's taxonomy places the organism in Eukaryota, Metazoa, Mollusca, Bivalvia, Ostreida, Ostreidae.